AAGGAGCAGAACCAGCAUCAAAUAAACCAGGGCGAUGACCAUUACACCUCUCUUCGAGCUCGUGCAAACGAAGAAGGUAAUAGCAUGGCCCGCGCUUUUGAGGAGAGCCACCAGGCCUACUCUCGCGGAGAUGGAGCACUCGCAAAGCAGCUAUCAAAUCAGGGCAAGGACCAUCAACGCAGGAUGGAACAACUCAAUAAAGAGGCAAGCGAUUGGAUAUUUGCGGGUCAGAACCGCAAACCCGGAGAAGUAGAUUUGCAUGGGCUUUAUGUGAAGGAAGCAGUAGCACGUACUGAUCAAGCUUUACAAUCAGCAAAAGCAAGGGGCGAUACUCAGCUCAACCUCAUCGUUGGUAAGGGACUUCACUCCAAGGGGGGGAUUGCCAAGGUUAAGCCUGCCAUUGAAGAGCUCAUGCAAAGGCAUCGGGUGAAUGCCGUGUUGGACCCCAAUAAUGCGGGAGUGCUGAUUGUGCAAAUAAACUCGAAUAUGGGAGAGCACAGCGUCGGACCUGAUGAAAUUUCACGUUGUUUGGAGCGCAAUGAUGAAAGCUGUAUCAUUAUGUAG
Molecule: messenger RNA, 564 nt
Organism: Laccaria bicolor S238N-H82
Lineage: Eukaryota; Fungi; Basidiomycota; Agaricomycetes; Agaricales; Hydnangiaceae
Exons: 4
Source: RefSeq, a predicted model, not a curated record